AUGGACAACUCUGCGCCAGCGUCAGGACAGAAUGACACCACCGCGACGACGAGUAGAGCAUUGACCCACGAACCACCCCCUUUCCUCUCGAGGAUAACCCGCCUCUCCCGAAUCUACACGGCGAAAUCGCUAGCUUUUCCUUCGGCCUGGCUCAGGGAGUGGAAGGAGUACUUUUACCCGCCGUCGACGAGGCCGGAUAUAGUGAAGAGUUAUGAUAUCUUCUUCCCCUCCUCCUACGACCUAACCUCCCCCUCCACCCUCCCAACUCUCUUCACAGUCCACGGCUCCGCCGCCGCGCCUUUUGUCCUGGGCACUCCGAGAGAUGACGACGAGUUCAACCGGACAUUUGCGGAUAAAUACCACGUCUUGGUGAUAGCGCUGAACUACUCCAAAGCCCCUGCUUCGGUGUUUCCCGCACCGGUGCACGACGUGGAGGCUUUGCUGGUCGAUGCGUUGGGGGAUGAGAGUCUUCCUAUAGACAGAACGUCUCCAAGGGGGGUGGACGACGAUAAGAAGAAGGGACGGGUGGGGAUACUGGGUUUCGGUGCGGGGGGGAAUUUAGCGAUGGCGGUGACGCUGCUUGAAGGGGUGAAGAGGGAGGAGUGUUGCCCGGGAGUGGUGGUCAGUUGGGGGGGUUGGCUGGAUCUUGCGGCGGGCGGUGGGGAGGAGGGGGCGUGGAGGUGGGGGUAUGUGCCUUAUGGGGUUGACUUGAGGGACGGGUUGGUUAGUCCUUUUUAUGCGCGGGGUGGGGAGGGGUUUAGGGGGUUUAUUGCUGGGGAGGGGGAUGGGUUGGCUGGGGAGAAUGAGGGUUUGGCUAGGAGGUUGGUGGGGAAGGGGGAGGUAAGCAGGAGGGAGAUAAACUCGGAAGGGGGGGUUAAGAAAAGGUUGGAGAAAGAGGACGAGAGGUUUUGGUUUGAGGAGGGGAGGGUGAAGUGGGUGCUUGUGCCGGGGGUUGGGGCCGGGUUUGAGCAUAGGGAGGUGAGGGAGGAGAUGGGUUGGGAGGAGGAGGUGGUUAAGGAUGCGGAGGAGAAGACGGAGUUGGUGAUGGAGGAGUUAGGGGGCUGGCUGAGAAGGGUUUGGGGGGUGAAUGGGUGA
Molecule: messenger RNA, 1095 nt
Organism: Podospora anserina S mat+
Lineage: Eukaryota; Fungi; Ascomycota; Sordariomycetes; Sordariales; Podosporaceae
Exons: 2
Coding region: 1-1095 (364 amino acids)
Molecular function (GO): hydrolase activity
Source: RefSeq, a predicted model, not a curated record